GUUUAGACCGAGAAGCCCAAAGUAAAAUGGGAAAGGGGAAAACGGAAAAAUCGUAUUCCGUCGACUAGGUACGAGAGCUCCUUCUCCUCUCAUUCCCUUUUCUUUUCCUUCUUCGAAACCCUAAAACCUAAACGAAGGGGAGGUUCUGCGGUGCGAGAGCAAGAGAGAGAAAUAGCAACGCGUUUUGGGAAAGAAAGAGAAGAGGACACAGGACGUAGGACGGAGGAGAACCGUGAGCAGUGGACGCGGAGGGUGAGAGCGUGAAGUAUUGGAAGAGUUUUCGAGUUGAGAGGUCGCCGUAAGGACUUCGGAUCAAGAACUACUCUGUUGAUUUCAAAUCAUUGGUCCGUCCAAUAGUGGCUUUUUUUUGUCACUAUUGGAGCCACUAUCUGCAGAGCUCCAUAACCCUUGGACCACUGGUCUUUGGCAGUUUUUUUUGUCAUGCCUGGUGUUUUUCUGGUACACCAAGUGCUCGCAGGCACCCUCUUUUGAUCUGUGCACCUGCCUGCAUCCACGACUCUUGUCAUGCAGGGAGUGAGAGCAAUCAUCGACUAAAUGGAAUUAGCAGACAGAGCAGUUGGAUUUCUGUUAUCCGUUAUGAGCUUGUCGAUAUUUACCUACUAUACAUUUUGGGUUAUCAUCCUGCCUUUUGUAGAUGAUGAUCAUUUCGUUCACAAAUACUUUUUACCUCAAGAGUAUGCCAUACUAAUACCAGUGUCUGCUGGCGUUGCACUGCUUUGCUUCUUAAGUAUAUUUGUUGGAGUCGUGAUGCUCAAAUCCAAAAAAAAGAAGGCUUGAUUUUCAUUUUCCGUUUUGUUGUACCAAUUAUUGAGUUUUGAAACAGCGAAUGUAUUAAGGUAUAUUUUCAAACAUUUCAUUCAAGUUAAGAAAAGCUUUACCUAGACUGUGCUGUUUGUCUACAAUAAUGCAUGCCACAAAAGGUUGUAAAAUAUGAUAAAUGGAGUCUUACUGAUU
Messenger RNA from Vigna radiata var. radiata (mung bean), 975 nucleotides. Its product is annotated as dolichol-phosphate mannose synthase subunit 2. The record is from RefSeq and is a predicted model, not a curated record. The transcript has 4 exons. The coding region runs from base 556 to 798 and encodes 80 amino acids. Lineage: Eukaryota; Viridiplantae; Streptophyta; Magnoliopsida; Fabales; Fabaceae. Gene Ontology annotation, molecular function: enzyme regulator activity. Gene Ontology annotation, cellular component: dolichol-phosphate-mannose synthase complex; endoplasmic reticulum membrane. Gene Ontology annotation, biological process: GPI anchor biosynthetic process.